Messenger RNA from Eremothecium sinecaudum, 5193 nucleotides. RefSeq names its product DNA-binding protein RIF1 (gene RIF1). The coding region runs from base 1 to 5193 and encodes 1730 amino acids. The transcript has a single exon. Lineage: Eukaryota; Fungi; Ascomycota; Saccharomycetes; Saccharomycetales; Saccharomycetaceae. The record is from RefSeq and is a predicted model, not a curated record.
AUGAGCUCUAAAAGGAAGUCACCUCGAUCAGCAGGGAGACGCAUAAAAGCCUUAGAUCUUUUGGACAAGCAUAUUCACCAAAGGAGUAGCCAAAAGAAGCUUAUCCAACCUCAGUCCGGUUCUUUGGGGGCAUUGACUUUGAAUAGAGCACCGACGGAAAGUAUUUUUGAGAGAUCGCCUACCCCAAGGAGAGAUGAAGGAAGAAGAUUACCUACAACGUCGUCGUCAUCUAAGCCAUUAGAUAUAGCUCCACCAUUGACAGCUGAGCCUUUACCAUUGAGUGCAUCUUCGCCUAUCAGGAAGACAGUAGCAUUCUCUGAUAAACUUGAGUCUCCUGCUGUUUGUGCACCUAUAUCUUCGAGUCCAAUCGUGCCAUCAUCGAAACACCGACCACCUUCGAAAUCGAUUUUAAAAACCUCGCCAACAAAAAAUUUGACCCUUGAAGAUGCAAAAGAAUUGCAAGCGCAGCCGUCUCACGCCGUUCUGGAUCAUUCAGCUAACACUGCUAUCACCAUAGACCCGUUUAGCUUGCAGUAUUGGGCUGUCGGAGAAGUGCAUGGUCUUAUCGACCCAAAUAACCUCGCGGAAUAUAAAAGGAUCUUGGAAGGCGCAAUUCACCUCUUGAAGGGCCAGGGUGGGUCUAAUAGGCUGUUUGAGAUAUAUGCGACUCUUAACAAUAUAUUCCCUCCUGCGUUAAGCAGUGACCCUAAUGAUAUCGGGUGCAAUAAAGGAAGCAUCAUCAUUGAUCAUCUUGAUCAGCUGAUUCAGGUUUCCUACGUACAUCUGAGAGAAGUGCAGGAGUCCUUAUUACAAGAGGUUAAGAAGGAUCCUUUUACAUCUAGGCUAUAUGUUCAGAUAGUGCGAUUGUUCAAUACGUUAUUUUCAAAUUAUCGUAUCAUUAGGUGUUUAGAGAACAAGCAAAACUUGCGAGCCACAUGUCAAAGUGUGUUAAACCUGUCUGUGGCUUGUCUCAGACAUGCAAAUACCAAUAAAGUUAUGGCGAACGCUCAAUUGACAUUUUUGAGGGAGGAGAAGUUCAGCCAACAUUAUUUCACCGAUUCUAUGAUUGAACCCUUUAUCAUCGCUCUCACAGAAUUAAAGGAAAUUUCAAGCACUAAUUUAAUAUGCGAGAAAUUGCUUCUAUUAAAGCACUACCUUGCAAGAUACCCUAAGGUUAUGCUAGGUUUACUAGAUACAUGGCUUCCUGGAGAGGUAUUCGCAAGGAUUCUUAUGGAAGAAGAAAAUUAUUCAAACAAGGUUAUAGUCAAUGCUGUGUCAGUGUUAUUGGAUCUUUUGAAAACCAGCAUUACGGUGCAGCAAGUUGAUCUGGAUAAAAUUAUAGAAUCGUCGGCCGGUGAACUAAUGUCAGUUAAAUUUAUUGGUAAAUUAAAUUCAGAAGAAAGAGCCAUAUUCAACUCUACAAAAAUAGGAAACUUAUUGAUCGAAAGAAUCCAAGUUUUAAUAGUAAAGCGGGCAGAAUACAAGCUUGCUAUGGACCUCUGGCUUUCGAUGGUCGGUUUACUCUACGGAAGUCCGUCCUCCUUAAAAAAAUUGGCUACAGACACUGGUAAGUCAUGGAUACUACCAAACUUUUUAUGUUACACUGAGGACAACGAUGUAGCCAAGAAACUCUCAUUAAAAUCCUGGAGAAUAAUAAUAUACCUUAUAAUUGUUAACGUUCAAUUGGAUGAUCCCAAUGCUAACGAACUAACCAGGUUAAUUUUACAGCCUUUAAAAGCAAUCUUUGAAAGCCAAGAUCAAAGCCAAAGCGCCGUGGAUGGCGCCAUAUACUUAUUGACUGAUAUACUCUUCAUGCUGUUCUGUGAUAAUACUUCCUCUAUGAGAUUCCACUAUUUCUACAAGCAUAUACUAUCACCUCUGUUAGAAGAUUAUGUUCCGAACCAUUCAUCUGCAUUAAUUACUAACCAUAUACAGAUUGUUGUUAUCAGACUAUUGACGAAACCUGAGAAACAUGGACGGCAGCCUAGAAAAUCGUUUAACCCAAUGAGAGUUUUGGCUUCCGUUGGAAUUACACAUUCGGACCUAUUACCCGUGUCAUUUAAUAUUAUUAAUACCCACUGGGAUGACAUUUUGAAAUUAGUGAUUGAAAUAAUGUCAUACAAAAAUGCCGACGCUGAACUCAACGUUCAGCUAUUUGUCCUGCAACUAGCCUCUAUACCCAUAUCUUGUGUUACAAAUGAACAUUGUACAACAUGUAAUAAUCUAGCUCAAAGACUGUUGAGAGACUAUGGAAAAGAACCUGCAGACCCACAAAACCUGGAAAGCACAAGAAAAACAUUGCUCACGGCUCUCUUCAAGGCAUUUGGGAUGUUAAUGCUUAAAGAAGAGGAUAACUCGUCCAAUUUUUUUAACUUAAUAGAGCUGCUUGGAAAAUCAGAAAGUGAUCAAUUAUAUUGGUUGAAAUGUGUACUUGAGAUGACUAAAAAUAUUAUCCCUGAUGUUUUUGUAAUGGAGCGUUUCUUGUCACUCAAGAAUAAUUCAAUUGAUGUGUAUGUGGGUAACCUUAUUGGUUCUAAAUUAUUGUCAGCAACCAUUCAGCCGAACGUCCUGUCAUCCUUUAUCAAUAUUGUAAAUAAGAUCCCAACUGUGGAAGCUAUUGAUAAUGUGCUGGACUUCUGCACUAAAGUUCGUUCUAAUAAAGUUGAAUUGUUAAAGGCAUUGCAUUUUCUUAAUUGGGAAGAAAAGCACUCGAUAUAUUUCAUAACAAAGUAUACCCAGAAGUUUACCAAUGGUCUUAUAUAUGACGACAUGGUAGAAAUUUUAAAGCCUGCAUUGUUUAAUCAGCCCAAGAUGUUUGCAGAAUUGUCCGGUUUAUUGAUAUCAUCAAACCAUACUAAACUAGUGAAAGAAAUCAUUGAAUCACAUCCUGAGUUUCUAAAAUCUUUAAAUGCUAUUAACUUAUUGACGCUGCCUAAAAUUUUGAGUGAAAAAGCCCUUAUUUCUCUUCUAAGCAAGUUAGAUGGACUAGAUUCAGAAAGUCAAUACAAACUACUAGAAUAUGUUAUUGAAAAUAAACAGGUCCAAGUUAUCAGGCAAUCAUCUGAGACUAUAUUAGCAUUUAUAAAUGGAGGUUUUGCUUCUGGGGACAUGAACACAUCUCCACUUCUCAAUCGAUUAUUGGACAUCACUUAUGAGAAUGAGGAUUGGGAGCUGCUUGGAAGAAUAAUCCCCAUCACAAUUGAAUCUGAAAGUUUUGAACGUGUCAGUAAAAUGCUUGAAGGGAAUGAAGAAGUCAUGAUUGAGCAUUUUGACAUAUAUACCAUUGUAUCAAUUCUGAAGAAGCAUGAAUCCUCGCAGCAAUUAUUUGACGUCAUUAUUAGAAAAUUCCUCGAAACCAAAAGUCCAAGCAGUUCUCUGCAGUUAAUUCGUGAGUUGAUUGGAAUGAAUAAGCUACAACUUUUUGAAAACCGCUACAUUGAUUUGCUAACAUUCAUCUUUGAUCCAAAUGAUGUUUUUACUGAACAGGAUCGGCUGGAUUCUAUGGAACUCUUUCCUGUGAUUGCUAAUUACUUGAUAGCGCAACCUAAAAAGGUAAUAUCAAAUGCCAUGCGAGAGGUCAGUAAGCUUAUCCCAUUACAUGGAAGGGAAUACGUCUUUCAACUCCUUGCACGUAUUGUUUUGCAUCCAAAAUUUAAAGUUAAAGGCUAUAGUUCGUUAAUUUCCCAGAUACGGCGAUGGAAGGAAGGUACUGCUACACCAAAGAAAAGGCCAAAGAUGUUUAAGUUCAUUUCGCCUACGAAGAGUACAUUGACAGAACAAAUUAAUAAAGGUAUUCCUGAUCCUAUUCCUUUGCCUGACGUGAAGAUAGCAGAUGUUAGCAAGCUAAGCUAUCCGCCGGAUUGCGUCGAUGCUGAAAAUAAGGCAGCUAUUGAGAAUAAAGAUGUUGUAUUCGACGGAAAUGAAGCGGUGGGUGUUUCAUCUCCUCAUAAAUCUAAUAAUAACCAUCUAGCUGCUUCUGAAGAUGUUAACGAUGAUGUUAGCACACAAGUUUGUGAUGAAAAUGAGACCGAGCAGGAAUCUAACGAAGAACUUGUGGCUGCACCGGAAGAAGAAAGCGAAAACGAACAAGAGCAAGAGCAAGAGCAAAAUAUCGAGAAUACUCAAUUUCUUAACUCCUCUCCAACUCGCAACAUUAACAAUGAAUGCAAGUUAUCUUUAGGACAUGAAACCGACAAUAUAAGUGAUCUUCCAACAUUAAGAGAUACUCCUAACCAAUCGCCAGUGUUAAAGGCGGUGGAUAAUGAUAUUUCUCAAAUUCAGGACUCCAAAGAAGGUGUUGAAGGGAGAACAGUGCAGGCUAGAAUCUUGAAUGACAAUAUAGAAGCUGGAAACCUUGCUUCUAACUUCCAAGGUACUUCCAGUCCAGUCAAAACUAAUAAAAUCACUUCUGAAGAGAAAGUAGUAUGUCUUCCAGAAGGAAAUCUAAUUGAUAAUGUUCAGGGCUCAGAAGAUGGUUUGUCAGACGAUGCAAGACAGGAACACAACUCAUCCCCACCACAGGAGGAAAACAAUAAUUUGCCCGCUGCCAAUACAGUAGAGGCCAAGUUCAACAGUGAACCUACUAUUAAACUUGAGAGUGAACGCCCAUGGCAAUCAUUUAUAGCUCAUGAGACCGAACUUUCCUCUGAAAAUGAAGAUGUUGUGAUCUCUAACAUUGACAAAUCGUUAGAUAGAACUUCCGUUGAUUCACCUGUUCAAAAACAACCCAUUGAGCAUGAAAGGAUACAAGAAAAACGAUGCGAGAAUGAAGAAACGAUGCGAGAACAAGUCAGUCAGGCUGAAGACAAUGAUGAUGCAGACGUAUCUGUUGUAGCUCCACUAAGAAUCCCAAUUUUCAAAAGCAACCGAGUAUUCUAUCCACAUCUGGAAAACAGUAAAUCCCAUCCAGUAAGGAAUAUUGUUUCUGCUGGCGAUGAGCCAAAGUCCAUGAUCUCACUAAAGAGGACUCGUAGUGAAAAUGAUGAAAACGAUGAAUACAAUCAUCAAGAUAUGGGUUUGCAAACAGUUGAUGGAAACGCCUUACGGGCCAAAUUUCCCACCAAGAAAAUACGACGUGCGGUUAAUAAGCUACGCAAUCUCAAAGAAUCUGAUUUGCAAGCUAUAGGUGAGCAAGAGAAACAAAAUCUCCGCAUAGAAUUGUUGCAAUUCAUCUUGCAACUGGAAAGGCUGUGA